Anoplopoma fimbria (sablefish) is the source of this 1910-nucleotide messenger RNA. RefSeq lists its product as uncharacterized. Lineage: Eukaryota; Metazoa; Chordata; Actinopteri; Perciformes; Anoplopomatidae. The coding region runs from base 93 to 980 and encodes 295 amino acids. The record is from RefSeq and is a predicted model, not a curated record. Gene Ontology annotation, biological process: cell surface receptor signaling pathway. Gene Ontology annotation, molecular function: transmembrane signaling receptor activity. The transcript is spliced from 8 exons.
AGGCGUCUCCUCUGUGGCUGCUCUUUCUGAUUUCACGACUGAGCUGCACGACAAACCGAGCUCGUCUCACUGUGAGUCCCAGCAGCUCUCAGAUGUUUGAAGGAGAGUUUGUCUCUCUGAGCUGUGAGGAGGACGAACCCUCUGGAUGGACUCUGAGGAGAAACACGACCAGAGGAACCAGGACUCAGUGUGGAGAUGGAUGGGGAAAAACUGCUGGUUCCUCCUGUAAGAUCAGCUACAUUGUCCCUCUGGACAGUGGAGUCUACUGGUGUGAGUCCAGAGAGGGAGAAACCAGUAACACCAUCAACAUCAGCGUCACUGGUGGACCAGUGAUCCUGAGGAGUCCUGUCCUCCCUGUGAUGGAGGGACAUGACGUCACUCUGUCCUGUAGGACAACGACGUCCUCCAACCUCCCAGCUGGUUUCUAUAAAGAUGGCUCCUUCAUCAGGACUGAGCCUGAAGGUCACAUGACCAUCCAGCAUGUUACCAAGUCUGAUGAAGGCCUCUACAGGUGUAACAUGACGGGUGGAGAGUCUCCACCCAGCUGGCUGUCUGUCACAGGUAAACCCCCCACCACACCUCCUCCCCCCACCUCCACCACUGGUUUCUUCUUCUCCUCUUCCUCUCCUCCUCUUUCCUCGCCUCCUUCCCUCUUAGUGUUGUUGUUUCUUCCAUCCCUCUGUGGUCUGCUGCUACUGGUUGUACUGGCUCUACUGGUGAGACGAUGUGUCCGGAGGAAGCCUGAAGAGAGUGAUGCAGCUCCAGUUUACUCAUCAGUGAAAAGAACAGAAGACGUCCAUCAGGAACCAAACAGGAUGAGCGAGAGCGAUCCGGCUCCUGUUUAUUCAGCAGGGAAACAAACUAAUGAGGUCAUUUAUGGAGAAAUAGUGAUCAGACCGAAGAGGACCAGAGAGUUUUCACCAGAGCCAGAGGUCGUCUACUCUUCACUGAGGUCCACAUUCACUCCUUCACACCAGUGAAGUCCAGCUGCUGGUUUUACUGGUCUCUAACUGGUCUCCAGAGGCCUCUGCACAAACUUCUAUUUAUUACAUAACAUGCUGUGUGUCUCUAAAGCCUCCAGCUGCAGACAGACUUAUUUAAAUGUUGCUGCUGGGCGUCGUCCUCUCUGCUGGAAAGUGUUAUCUAAUAUAAAAAUGUAAAAUGAAUAAUUAGUUUAACAUGUGCAGCAAUAAGAUGUUUGAUUUAUUAAAUAUGAAUCAUAACUGUUCAGGUGGUGAACUGCUGCAGUGGCUUCCUGUUUAUUCUCUUCCUGUAAACAGCCAGCAGGUGGCAGCAGCUCGACUUUGUUCUGCAGAGGAUCAGUUUCACUGUGACCUCUUUAAAAAAACACAGGAGGAAAAGAGAAACAACAGCAAAUAGAAUGAAAUCUGCAUCGAGUUCAAGGUUUCACCAGUAAAACAUCACAGAUAAAAACAUAACUGCAUGCAUAGAUGAUUACAAAAAGACACAAACUGAGCAGAGUUGGUUUAUUUGUUAAAAAACGGUUUGAAUUCUUCAGUUUGUCUGAAUGUAAACAACAGGGACGAACCCAAAAUAAUUCAGAUCGGUCCAAACAUGUUUAUGUGAUGCAAAACACGUUACGUCACAUUCAGGUUCUUAUCUGAAAGAAAAACUCUGAGCUUCAACAACAACAAGACGACGACACACCCAGAAACCAGAAACCUGAUGACAUGACUGUGUUAAUAAAGACAUAAAGACAUGAAGACAUCAAGAGAGAAAGAGAGAAAGACAUAAAGAGAGAAAGAGAGAAAGAUAUUAAGACAUAAAGACAUAAAGAGAGCUGAUCAACCGUGUUUAGAGAUCAGAGGAGUGUCACUGUACUAUUAAGUACAAACAUGUAUGUGUAUAUAUUUAAAUAAAUAUAUAUAAAUAUGUAUAUAAAGUAACAA